Molecule: messenger RNA, 331 nt
Organism: Entrophospora sp. SA101
Lineage: Eukaryota; Fungi; Glomeromycota; Glomeromycetes; Entrophosporales; Entrophosporaceae
Source: the annotation of a GenBank genome assembly
UGAUGGAUCAUCAGAUGAAGAAAGUGAUGUGGAUGACCACCAACAAUCCAACAAAGAAAAUUUUUCAAAUGAAGCAUUGCAAACUUUAGAGCGUGCUUUCUCUGAAAAUCAUAAAGUAGAAGAUACAUUAUUGGAAUUGAAUACAUUAAGAAUGGCAUACAAUAUUUCUAUUUAUGAUCUACGUAGAGUGGCAAUCCCCACUAUACUAAGUCAAAUCAAUACAGAGAAAUUAUGGCAAAGCACAAAAAAUGUUUUGCUUGGCUGGGGGCCUUUAAUUGAUAAAUUGAUUCAAUCAAAGAAUGAUCAACUUGAUUCAUUAUACAUAACACAA